Messenger RNA from Pyrus x bretschneideri (Chinese white pear), 1148 nucleotides. Its product is annotated as tropinone reductase homolog At2g29330. Lineage: Eukaryota; Viridiplantae; Streptophyta; Magnoliopsida; Rosales; Rosaceae. Gene Ontology annotation, molecular function: oxidoreductase activity. The transcript has 5 exons. Bases 53 to 847 code for a protein of 264 amino acids. The record is from RefSeq and is a predicted model, not a curated record.
UAAUCGAAACCACAAAGUAUUUGCAUAAAGAUAGAUUAGAGAGCAGAUAGAGAUGAAUAGCAGAGAGAGGAGAUGGUCUCUUCGUGGAAUGACAGCUCUUGUCACUGGUGGAACCAAAGGAAUUGGGUAUGCGAUAGUGGAGGAAUUGGUAGGGCUGGGUGCACUUGUGCAUACUUGUUCCCGAAAUGAGGUUGACCUUAAUGACUGCCUGAGCCAGUGGGAGAAGAAGGGUUUUCAAGUCACUGGCUCAGUCUGUGAUGUGGUGUCAAAAACCGAAAGAGAGGAGCUUAUAAACAAGGUCUCAUCACUUUUUGAUGGCAAACUCAACAUCCUUAUAAACAAUGUGGGGACUGUCUUACCGAAAGCAACGCUAGAGUACACAGCUGAAGAUUACUCAUUCAUAAUGAGUACCAAUCUUGAAUCUGCUUACAACUUUUUACAACUUUCACAUCCUCUUCUCAAAGCUGCAGAAGCUGCUAGCAUUGUUUUUUUGUCCUCUACUGCUGGUGUGGUCUCAAUAAAUGGUGCAUCUAUAUAUUCUGCCGCUAAAGGUGCAAUGAAUCAGUUAACAAAAAACUUAGCAUGUGAGUGGGCAAAGGAUAACAUAAGGAUCAACAAUGUGGCGCCUUGGUUCAUCACGACUCCCCUUGUUGAACCUAUUCUCCGAAAUGAAAAGAAAUUGGAGAUGAUAAACUCUCGGUGCCCUUUAGGACGUCCUGGAGAGCCAGAGGAGGUGUCUACCUUGGUAGCAUUUAUAUGCCUACUUGCAGCCUCUUACAUUACUGGGCAGACUAUUAUCGUCGACGGCGGGGUGACCGUCAAUGGCUUACUCUUCCAAGGAGCAUGACUUGGAAAUAGUUCUGCAUGUAUACAUAAGGGGUGUGAUAUCCACACACCCUUUUAAUUUUCGGCCGUCAGAUCGAAUGAAUUGAAGAAGAUCAACAGACAGAAAUUAACAAAGGGUAUGUGAGAAGUAAAAAAGGAUGUGUGGAUAGCACACCCCAUACAUAAUUGCAUAUGCAGCUGUAGAGACAGUGUUGCAGGUCUGGAAAAAUAAAAUCUUGUACCUAAGUGGUGUGCUUUAAUUGUAUGUGAAAAUAGGUGACAUUAAUUUCUAAUUAAAUAAGUAAGUAAAAGAUUGCCAACCA